UAUUUCCAGAAUGAAUUCGUACCUGAUAUCAAUAUGCCUAUUCCUGACGACAGCGCACUGUAUAUCACAAAGUGCUAAAUCACAAAUUAGGCAAGAGAAGAGGUUACAGAAAAGGGACUAUGGACAAAAUCCACUCAAAAAUUUUAGGCCUUCGUUACCUAUACAAGUCGAUGAAGAAUAUGAUGAUGAUGACAGCCAAACAGGAGCUACUCAAGACAGAACACCAACGUUCCAGAACUACCCCAUACCAGUGAAGGUUCAACAGCAGCAGUUCAAUAACUAUCCAGCUCAUGUAAAGCAGACUCCUAAACCAUAUCCCAUUCAGCAUCAACAACAGAGGAGACCUCAAGAGGGCAGACGACCCGAGGGUAACAAACUGGAGGACAAAGAAGAGGAAGAAGAGCCUGACCGCCUAACAGAACUUUUACCUCAGACCAAAUUCACGUGCAAUGCAAGAACUACUGGCUACUAUGCUGACGAAGAGUUGGGCUGCGAAGUAUUUCAUUAUUGCCAAGACAAUGCCAGACAUUCGUGGAUAUGCCCUAAUGGAUUUACAUUCCACCAGGUUCACCUUAUUUGUAUGCCACCUGGCAACGACAAUAUUUGUGAGAAGUCGUCUAGUUUCCACUUCGUGAAUGACUACCUCUACAAACCAAUCAACUUGGAGGAGUACCAACACAAACCAAACGUGACCCUAAGGUACUCAGACAGGUACUAUCCCGACGCACGUCGCCAACAAGAUGACGGGGACAAUCAACACCUCCAUUCUGUAAGUAUAAAAAAAUUAACUAUGCAAAUCACCAAAAUGGCAUUAUUAAUAAUUGUGGCGAUAAUACACAUUUCAAGCGACAAAGAGAAUGUGAAUGGCGUCACUGGAUAA
Molecule: messenger RNA, 880 nt
Organism: Acanthoscelides obtectus
Lineage: Eukaryota; Metazoa; Arthropoda; Insecta; Coleoptera; Chrysomelidae
Source: the annotation of a GenBank genome assembly